AUGAAAACCAAUAAGAAAAUUUCUAAAAGAAGAAGCCUGAAAAAUCUCCAUGGUGCCUUAAAAGGACUAUUGAAAGAGUCCGGCAAGAAGAGUGAGUCCAAAAUACGAAAACAUAGCGAUUGCAAUCCUGUUCAUCGAGUAUAUCCGCCAAAUAUCGAAAAACGGAAGACCAAAAAGGACGAUGGAAUUUCACGGCCAAUUGCUGAAAGAAAUGGUCAUGUGUAUAUAAUGUCCAAGGAAAACCACAUCAUCCCUAAACUAACCGAUGAUGAAGUCAUGGAGCGCCACAAACUAGCAGACGAAAACAUGAGAAAAGUGUGGUCCAACAUCAUAAGCAAAUACGAGUCUAUUGAAGAACAAGGAGACCUCGUAGACCUGAAAACUGGUGAAAUAGUUGAAGAUAAUGGGCAUAUCAAGACGCUGACGGCCAACAACAGCACGAAAGAUAAAAGAACAAAAUACACAAGCGUGCUCAGAGACAUUAUCGACAUCAGCGACGAGGAAGAUGGUGAUAAAAAUGAUGAAUAUACUCUUUGGGCUAACGAUAGCGAGGCAAGCGAUUCAGAGGUGGAUGCUGACAACGACACUGAAGAGGAAAAAGACGAGAAAUUGAUAGACGCAGAUUUCAAGAAGUACGAGGCCAAACUCUCGAAAAGGAUAUUACGAGAUUAA
This is a messenger RNA of Saccharomyces cerevisiae S288C, 672 nucleotides long. RefSeq names its product Scm3p (gene SCM3). The record is from RefSeq and is marked reviewed. The transcript has a single exon. NCBI's taxonomy places the organism in Eukaryota, Fungi, Ascomycota, Saccharomycetes, Saccharomycetales, Saccharomycetaceae. Gene Ontology annotation, molecular function: histone binding. Gene Ontology annotation, cellular component: nucleus. Bases 1 to 672 code for a protein of 223 amino acids.